AUGAUUACCUCAUUGAGCUCUACAAACCCUGAAAUUUUCACGUUGAAAGGAAAUACUUCAUGUAACGGUGGUAGAAACCCCAUAGAAACACCCAUCUAUCUUCACCAAGCAGAAUAUCUUCUGCGAAUCGUUUCAGUUUUGUCUCAAACGUUCAGAUCAAUAACUCUUAAUAAAGCACAAAGAAUAUUUGAGUCGCUUUGUGGAUAA
This is a messenger RNA of Adineta ricciae, 207 nucleotides long. The record is from the annotation of a GenBank genome assembly. Lineage: Eukaryota; Metazoa; Rotifera; Eurotatoria; Adinetida; Adinetidae.